Molecule: messenger RNA, 2432 nt
Organism: Dromiciops gliroides (monito del monte)
Lineage: Eukaryota; Metazoa; Chordata; Mammalia; Microbiotheria; Microbiotheriidae
Gene: VAMP3
Product: vesicle associated membrane protein 3
Exons: 5
Coding region: 167-481 (104 amino acids)
Biological process (GO): SNARE complex assembly; vesicle-mediated transport; vesicle fusion
Cellular component (GO): plasma membrane; SNARE complex
Molecular function (GO): syntaxin-1 binding; SNAP receptor activity
Source: RefSeq, a predicted model, not a curated record
GCCCCCUCCCGCCUGUGUGUCGGCAGCCGCGCCCCGCCUGCCAGUCGGUCAGGGAAGCAGGCCGACAGAAUCCGGGAGCCCGUGAGCCGCUCCUCCCUCCGCGCUCCGAGGCCCCGCCGAUCCCGCCGAAGCGAUUCCUCUCCCGACGCCGGGGCCAGCCGCCGAAAUGUCGACAAGUGGGCCUCCUGCUUCUAGUGCUGCCUCGAGCAGUAAUCGCCGACUUCAGCAGGCACAAAAUCAAGUAGAUGAGGUGGUGGACAUUAUGCGAGUCAAUGUGGACAAAGUUCUGGAGCGAGAUCAGAAACUUUCCGAGUUAGAUGACCGCGCUGAUGCACUGCAGGCAGGGGCUUCCCAGUUUGAGACGAGUGCGGCCAAAUUGAAGAGGAAGUACUGGUGGAAGAACUGCAAGAUGUGGGCGAUACUGAUUACUGUUGUGAUUGUCAUCAUCAUCAUCAUCAUUGUGUGGAGUGUUUCUUCAUGAACAGCCAGUGAAGUUCAGGCCUGUGCUUUGAGAAACGUCAUCAAGUCUUUUGACUUAAGCCUGCUGUAUUAUCAAAUUUAUGUACUGUUAUAUAUAAAACAAAAUUAUUUUUGUUGGUUAAUGUAAAGUUCGAUUUAUAGGAAAUUGCCUUUUUAAUAUAUAUAUAUAUAUAUAAUACAUAUAUAUGCAUAUAUACAUAUACAUAUUAUACUCCUAAUUAGAAAUGUCAGUAGCCCAGCUCACAUUUUGUACAGUGCCUUGAUAAACUUCCACAUAGGCUGAUGAAGAGUAGUUCUUAAGUUCCAGAGUUUCAUGACUUAACAACUAAUGUUGCCAUCGACUUUCUAGAAACAAGGUUUAAAAAAUGUGUUCAAGCCUGCUUUCCUCUUCACAUGAAUUUCAUAUUUUCUAAUCCACAUUUUAAACCAGUGAAUAAUCAAAUAUACAAUGUGUGCCUUCCUGAAAGAAAACUCAACUACUGCUUAGCACAAAUCUGCACAUUGAACAGGCUGUGCCUUAUUUUGAUAUUUUUCCGAUGCCUUAUCAAAUAACCCACUCCCCUUUGUAAACACUACUGAAUGUUUUUCAUUGUAUUUCACAUCAGAUAGUGAUAAAAUGUGAUGGUGUAAUUCACCUUGUAAACAUUGGCAAGAGGACUUCUUCUGAGUCAUUGGAGAUGAUGUGUAAGAUGCUUGCUUUUCCUACCAUUGUGGCCUGUCACUUGAUGAGUAUAUAUCACUUUAACCAGAAAUAAUUUCUUUAAAUACAUGACUUAUAGAGUACUGUGGAUCGUACCAAAAUUUCUCUUUUUGCCAAAACAUUAAAUACCAGUAAAGAUUCUUAGCCUAUUCCAAUUAAGGCAUGUUUGCCAUAGCUUAAGAAAGUGCCAAAUGGAAGUCAAAGUUCUAGGAGAAUUAGAAUGUUGACAUUGCAGUCAAACUUUGUAUUGCCUCACAAAACUUUCCUCCUUCGAAGUGCUUUAGUUACUGUGUUUCUGCUUGUGUUUUUCCCCUAAGAAGCCAAGUCAGAAGUGAAGUGGAAGCUGUUUGCUUCUUUGCAUCUCCACCAUAUUAUUAAUCUGUAGUAUGAACAACCACCUUUGGCACGUCCCUAAGAAUUAUGUGUGAAACAACUUUGUGGCACCAAGUCAGACUAUUCAUGACUUUGACUGAUAGUUCUUGUCCUCAGUUACAGUUGGUUGUAUAUAUUUGUUGUUAUUCCCAGUUCUCCCUCCAUUUCCCAAAUCAGACUUCUAAAUUAUGCUUUCUUUUUGCUCUUUGAGGUGACCAGUGGCACUUUUUACAUGGGAGAGAUGCACAGAAAAUUGGAAUUUUUUCAUACAACCAAUUGUGUCCACAGAGUUACUUUGGAAAUAGCUAGUGUUAUUUAUUUAUUUAUUAGUUAUUUCAGAUUUCACCCGUCACAAAUGCAUCAGUUACCCUUCUAAAAACACUAAGUCUUUCUGUGUCAGAACACAUGAUCUGAACAGGGGGUUUUAUGGAUAGACAAAAUAGCCACAGGAGAUCUUAAGGCAAAAUUGAGAUCUCAGCAUGUUACUCAUUGUUCUGAAAUUGCUAUUCAGUUUGUUGCAUAUAACAUAACAAAACUUGUGACAUAAAGGGCAAAUGAGAGUUGAGUUCAGUUUUCUUAACAUUUGUUCUUCUGCUAUCACUGAAAUAUUUUAUCUUUAUAUAGAAACAACUUGUGCUUUGUACAGCUCUAGUGGGAGAGCAGUUUCAGUUUACUGAGUAUUCCCAAUACCUUUGCAGAGUUUCCCCUGUCUGGUUGUAACUCUAAAACUUUGGUGCUCUUCCUUUGCCUUGGCAUCUGACCCCAUUUAACCUACCAGUUACUGCCUUAAACCAGGAAUGCCUUGCUUGUUGUUGACCAUGUGUUUAAACUGGGGCCCUCCCCUACUGUAAUGUGCUCAAUAAAGUGUUUAUGGAUAUAA